Messenger RNA from Impatiens glandulifera, 1704 nucleotides. Its product is annotated as CBL-interacting serine/threonine-protein kinase 6-like. Bases 196 to 1515 code for a protein of 439 amino acids. Gene Ontology annotation, biological process: protein phosphorylation; signal transduction. The transcript has a single exon. The record is from RefSeq and is a predicted model, not a curated record. NCBI's taxonomy places the organism in Eukaryota, Viridiplantae, Streptophyta, Magnoliopsida, Ericales, Balsaminaceae. Gene Ontology annotation, molecular function: protein kinase activity; ATP binding.
UAAACAAGAAUCAGGUCGUAGGGAAUGCAAAGAAAUGGCCGGAAAUUCGUUUCCUAAGGGAACUACCGACGGCAGAGCCAAAAAGACGGCCGACGAAAGAAAUUGUCACCGGAAACACGUAGAGGACGGGUGAAUUACCCCCGGCCACUCUCCUUUUCCUUAUUCAUUCUUAAAUCUUCAACAGACCCAGUUCAAAUGGCGGAAAGAAACGAUAAUCAUCGCGGUGUUCUUCACGGAAAGUACGAAUUAGGACGUCUACUUGGUCAUGGAACUUUUGCAAAGGUUUACCUAGCUAAGAAUCUCCAAAACGGAAUGAACGUCGCCAUGAAAGUGGUCGGAAAAGAGAAAGUGAUUAAGGUCGGAAUGACUGAACAAGUUAAGAGAGAAAUCUCAGUCAUGAAAAUGGUGAAACAUCCUAACAUCAUCGAGCUGUACGAGGUUAUGGCGAGUAAAACGAAGAUCUACUUCGCCAUGGAGCUCAUACGCGGCGGCGAGUUAUUCGCUAAGAUCACAAAAGGUCGUAUGCAUGAAGACGUAGCUCGUAACUACUUCCAGCAGUUAAUCUCCGCCGUAGAUUUCUGUCACAGUCGCGGCGUAUACCAUCGUGAUCUAAAACCGGAGAACCUUUUACUAGACGAAGAUGAGAAUCUCAAGGUAUCUGAUUUCGGUCUCAGCGCUUUCGCAGAUCAUCUACAUCAGGACGGUCUUCUUCACACAACAUGCGGUACGCCGGCGUAUGUCGCGCCGGAGGUAAUCUGUAAUAAAGGAUACGACGGCGCAAAAUCAGACAUUUGGUCAUGUGGAGUUAUCUUGUUUUUACUACUCGCUGGUUAUUUACCGUUUCAGGAAGAUAACAUUGUUGCAUUGUAUAAGAAAAUUUAUAGAGGAGAUUUCAAAUGCCCUAAAUGGUUUUCAUCGGAAUCAAGAAAAUUAGUGACGAUGAUGCUUGAUCCUAAUCCGGGUACUCGUAUUUCAAUUAGUAAGAUAAUGGGUUCUUCAUGGUUUAAGAGAUCGCCGGCGGCGGCGAUGAGUAGUAGGGGAAGGAAAGAUAAGGAGGUGGUACUUGUAGACAUUCCAGAGGAGGAAGAGACGAAAACGCUGAAUGCUUUCCAUUUGAUUUCAUUAUCGCAGGGUUUUGAUUUGUCGCCUUUGUUUGAGAUGAAGAAGAGGGAUGAGAAGGGAGAGAUGAGAUUUGCGACGACGAGAUCUGCCGGCAGUGUGGUGGCGACGCUGGAGGAAGUGGCGGCGAGGGUUGGGAAAUUCAGUGUGGUGAAGAAGGGCGGCGCCGGCGGUGGGGGUAGUGUGCGUUUGGAAGGUGAGGAGAAGGGAAGGAAAGGGAAACUUGCGAUUACGGCGGAGAUAUUUGCUUUGACGCCGACGUUUGCGGUGGUGGAAGUGAAGAAAUUGAGUGGUGAUACUUUUGAGUAUGAACAGUUUUGGAAGAAGGAACUCCGGCCGGCAUUGAAAGACUUUUUCUGGAAUUCUUCAGAUAUUUGCACAACACCACCUGCUUGAUGGAAUUCAAAAUCAUGUUGUUUUGUUUUUGUUUGUUUUUGUGUGUGUGUGUUAAUAACUUGGUUUAAGGAUUUGUUUGUUUAUUUGUUUGUGUGUGAUGGUUUAUCCUAAAGCUUGGCUUGGUUUGAUCUUUUGUAAGUAUUUUUAUUGAUUCAAUUUGAAAAUAUGUUCUACAAGAAUCAAAGUUCA